Macrosiphum euphorbiae (potato aphid) is the source of this 729-nucleotide messenger RNA. Lineage: Eukaryota; Metazoa; Arthropoda; Insecta; Hemiptera; Aphididae. The record is from the annotation of a GenBank genome assembly.
AUGCAUCGUCUUUCCGUGUUAUGUUGCGCCGCUGCACUGUCGCUGUUCGCCGCCGCUCAGGCGACGGAAACAGCACUGGAAUUCGGCGGAAAACUGUUGGACGACUGCGGUACAGAUUGGACGUGCGCCAAGCCCAAACUUCUCAAGUUCAUCGGCCAGACCGCGGAGAAGGCCGAGCUCAGGCUGACCAGGGACUUGUCGCUGAAACGCACCCACGACAGCAAUGACGAAGAUCAAGUCGCCAACUCGAUUCCCAACGGUGAGGAAUAUAAGAAGGCCGUCGACGGUAACUCGGCCCUCCGGAUGUUGGACAGAAUCGACGACUUCUUGAGCACCCACGAGCUCCAUGUCAGCCUUCCCGAGGAACUUGGAUCGUCCGUUGGACAAGUGAAAAUGCCACUGGUCGACCAAGGCCACUCCGCCGUCGCCCAACAAGGCCGAAGCCGCGGUUUCGUCCGCAAAAUAGUCAUCCCGUUCCUCUUGGGCCUGAAGUUCAAGACCACCGUACUGAUCCCGAUCGCCAUCGCCCUGAUCGCGCUGAAGACGUGGAAGGCCCUAACCUUGGGUCUGCUGUCACUGGUCCUGUCCGCCGCAAUGGUCAUCUACAGGUUCACCAAGCCCAAAGUGGUCGGCGUGGAAAUAUUGCACUACCCCUCGCCGGUGCACACUCACCACCACGACGGAUACGCUCACGCCAGGGCUUACAGUGCGCAACAGCCCGAACAGUGA